GUCGCACAUGCUAGCAAAAGUCAAACAUUGCGCAGAGUCAAGAUGCAGCCUCAGGAUCCGCUUGUCCCUUUCCAAUCUGUCCUCCGCGGCGCACGACCCCCCGCUGUCAUCCAGGCGUGUGGAUGACUUACUCAGUCGACAUGCGAUUUUGCAAUGUCCACGUCGGAUCUUUCUGGGGAUCUACCAGUCUCCUCUUUUUCCGCGUCAGCACUAUUCUAUUUGCAGUAGGGGAGUCGAAGGGGCGGGAUGACAUCGCUCGAUGCCAUGCGCCAGGCACGAUGCAGGGCACGCUGAUCCCCAUGGCUGUAAUUGUGGGUAUGGGUUUUGUUGGAAAUGCCAUCGGCGGUCGAUGGCGCGCCAGACGGGUGAUGCACGGAGAGUUUGUAAUUGACCGGUCAAUAGCGUCUGCUUUCUUCUCAAGUGGUCGCUCGGUGGUUUUGUCGCACAUUAAUCAGGAGAAAAGAAUACGUGGGGGGCCCCAGAGCCAUGCCUUGAGGAUCGAGAGAUCGUGAACGCGCAUGCAAAAGAACCGUUUUACGGGGUAAACCGGGUCGAAGGCCGCUGGAUUCUGUUGGCUGGGUGAGCUCUGAAGUUUACUGACCCAAGGUUCCUGGACUGUUUGACACAUGCGUGUGGCUGCGUCGUCUUUGGUUCGGCAAUAAGGUUCGU
Molecule: messenger RNA, 669 nt
Organism: Alternaria alternata
Lineage: Eukaryota; Fungi; Ascomycota; Dothideomycetes; Pleosporales; Pleosporaceae
Exons: 1
Coding region: 123-512 (129 amino acids)
Source: RefSeq, a predicted model, not a curated record